CUAGUUCCGUAAUGCGCCUGCGCAGGCCACGUAAACGCUGUGUAAACUUUUGCCUAGCUAACCAUGGGAGUAACUAGCUAAAAAUGAUGAAAUAUUAAGAAACACUCUCAGCUGACGUGUGACUAAGAUGCUAUAUAAGUCCGUUUGAAUCCGUAUGUGAGCGUUAAAUCAUUUAAAGUGGACUUGAUAUAACUGUUACUUACAGGGAUGAAACGCCCAUCUAGCUAGCUAUGCUAAUGUUAAAGUAAGCGUUAGCAUUAGCCAAAGCUUGAAUGAGGAAGAGGUGUGCAAACUUUCCGACAACCGACUGAACUCGAAGUAAGCUCUUUUCAGGAUGCGGCGACAGAGGGGAUCCCACCUGGGCUUGAUGCUCCUGGCCUCCCAGCUGUUCCAGAUGGGUCUGGACAACAUCCCCCCAGUCACCCUGGCUGUCCUGGGACUCAACGUGUACCUUUACUUGUUCCCUGCAGCUCCACUGAUGCAGGCCUGUGUGAGUGUCCAGCAGGCCUACUGGUUUAAAGACUGGCGCCGCCUUCUGCUGUCCCCGCUGCACCAUGCGGAUGAUUUGCAUCUCUACUUCAACAUGGUGUCCUUCCUCUGGAAAGGUACCAAGCUGGAGCGCCGGCUGGGCGGCUCCUGGUUCCUCUACCUGCUGUCAGUCUUCUCUCUGCUCACCGGAGUGGUCUAUCUGCUGUUGGAGGCAGUUUUAACAGAGCUCACCCAGGACCAGUCCUACAGCAUGGCCUGUGCUGUUGGCUUCUCAGGUGUCCUGUUUGCUCUGAAGGUGCUCAGUAACCAUUACCACCCUGGAGGUGUCUCCUAUGUGAUGGGGUUCCCUGUGUCUAAUCGCUAUGUUAGCUGGGUGGAGCUAGUGCUGAUCCACGUGACAUCACCGGGGACUUCUUUGAUUGGUCACCUGGCAGGUAUCCUGGUGGGUCUGCUCUACACUGCUGGACCACUGAAGGCCGUCAUGAAGAAAUGUGCAGGGUUUGUGACAUUGAAUGGAUAUAACUCCCAGCCCAGUGGGUACUACAACUCUUCAGGCUAUUCAGGCUACAGUGGCACUAGUGGAGGAUACUCAGGAAACCAUCAGUAUCCACCAGACUACACAACAAAUUAUGGAUCAUCUUAUACAGGUGGACUGACGGAGCAAAAGCAGUUAGAGGCAGCCAUCAGAAACAGUCUUUAUGACAGAGGCCAACCCAGCCAAAAUGAAGCCCCUCCUCCCUAUGGGUUCCAUCUGUCCGAGGAGGCGAGAGCGGAGGACAUCCGGUUAAGGAGACUGAGGAGGUUUGACAGCUGAACUGCCAGGCAGCGGAAGGAAAGGAAAAAGGUGUAGGUGACAAGACGGAGGAGGAGUUCCCUCUUGAAGGCUGAGGAAGAGCACCCUGAAUGAGAAGGUCCAACAACUCAGACUGACAUGUUUAACAGCUCUUUAGCUGUGUGGUCUGUGUGCCUCUUCACAUGAGUCGUUACCAAAGAGUUAAUGUUAUCUAUGGAAAGGUUCUUUAAUGUUUACCAGAGCGUGUGUGUAUAUAGGCUUAUGAGCAGAUUAGGGUGGGCAUGUCUGACAAUGCAGCAAAGGGUGUAUGUAAUGUUUCUCAUGUCAUUUUCUCUUGCAACACCACUUAAAGUUCUGAAAUAGAUAUUGAACAUCAUAUCAAGUCCCUUGAAGGACAAUUCCGGCACAAAAUGAAAAUAAGUGUUAAUGAGACAUGGGUUCUGAGCCGACCGUUCUCUGGGAUAUGUUUUCAUGCUAAUCGCAUGUGACCAGUUUUAGCGCAAACUGCUAAUUAGCUUAUAGCGCUAGUCACCCGGGCAUGCAAAAGUAAAAAGAAACCGCCAUUUCUAUACCACUAACAAGGCUCAAAAUGGCUCCACACUUCAUGAGGGUCCCUACAUGUAAACCUAAGCAUUGAGAACUUUGUUAGUGUACGGACAGUUUAUUAAAGUUUAUAAAGACUGUACCGUUCUGUAUACCAAACAAUCAAUGCUUUGGUUUACAUGAAGGGACCCUCAUUGUGCUAAUGUAGACGUGUGGUGCCAUUUUGAGCCUUGUUUGUGGUGUAAAAUAGCAGUUUCUUUUUGCAUUUGCAUGCUGUAACGACAAGCUUCAAAAGAUAAUUAAGGGUUUGCACUAAAACUGGUCAGAUUUGAUUUGGCGUGAAAACAAAUCUCAGAGAACAGUCGACACGGCAUGUGUUAUUAACCCCUAGGUUCAUUUCCCACUGGAAGUUUCCUUUUUAAAGUAGUUUGUUAUGGCUGAAUUUCACCUAGAAUGAUCACCAAACAUGAUAUGGGCAGUAUUACUAUCCUAAUGUCUCAACUCUAUUUUUCUCUCUCUGUAUUUUUUUGGAAAAGCGUUAAGUUUUUGUAUUUUUAUAUAUAAAUAUAUAUAUAUAUAUAUAUAUAUAUUUUUAAACCACAUUGCCACCAUACUUCUUUAAACUUUCUAAAAAGUCACCACUCAAGCGGGACACUGGCUGUAAAGUUACAAAAGCAACGUCAAAGAUGUACAUUGCUGGCCCUGAUUCCCCUAAAGCCCUGAGGCAUGAUGGGAAGUAGGACAACUUAAAUUGGAGCCAGAAAACCCAGCGAGCCAUCAGCCCACACGGGUCUGAAAUCAUGCUGCAGGAGAUACGAUCGAACUGUACGUCCCGGUCCCUGACGUGUCAUCUUAAGUAGGAAACAGGGUUAAACAUCCAGCCUCGACGUCAAGCUAAUUUUAUUUAUAAACACCCCAAUAUCACAUGUAGAACUGUUUUUUGAAUCGGACAGAUUUGACAGCUUGCGUAGUUUAGUUUUGCAUGCUGCCGAGGGGAGCGUGGGAGCAGAGUGGAGCACGGGGCCCUGGCAGAACAUGACUGGGGGAGGCUGACGAGUGACGGAGGGGAUGACAGGAUGGGGACAGGGAUGACAUACUCCACACAGCAGGUACUUCCGCUGUAGUCUGUGUGCCUGAGCAUGAGUGCACAUUAAAGGUUUUUUUUC
Molecule: messenger RNA, 2991 nt
Organism: Etheostoma spectabile (orangethroat darter)
Lineage: Eukaryota; Metazoa; Chordata; Actinopteri; Perciformes; Percidae
Gene: rhbdd1
Product: rhomboid domain containing 1
Exons: 8
Coding region: 335-1303 (322 amino acids)
Cellular component (GO): membrane
Molecular function (GO): serine-type endopeptidase activity
Source: RefSeq, a predicted model, not a curated record